Miscanthus lutarioriparius is the source of this 240-nucleotide messenger RNA. The record is from the annotation of a GenBank genome assembly. NCBI's taxonomy places the organism in Eukaryota, Viridiplantae, Streptophyta, Magnoliopsida, Poales, Poaceae.
AUGCUGCGCUGCCGUGCCGUCCUGCUCCUCCCACUCCCACUCCCUCCGCCGCCUCGCUUGCUUCGCCGCCUGCCGCACCCGCGCGCCCUCUCGUCCUCGUCGUCUUCCCCGCUCCCACCGCCGGGGAUGGAGGCUUCCUACAAGUUCGGGCCCUACAAGAUCGACGCCAGGGAGGUCUUCCACGCCACGCCCCUCUCCUACGCCAUGGUGAAUCUCCGCCCGCUGCUCCCGGGUGGGUAA